Messenger RNA from Gambusia affinis (western mosquitofish), 2536 nucleotides. RefSeq names its product calcium/calmodulin-dependent protein kinase II inhibitor 1a (gene camk2n1a). Gene Ontology annotation, molecular function: protein kinase binding; calcium-dependent protein kinase inhibitor activity. Gene Ontology annotation, biological process: negative regulation of protein kinase activity. The record is from RefSeq and is a predicted model, not a curated record. The coding region runs from base 402 to 641 and encodes 79 amino acids. The transcript is spliced from 2 exons. Lineage: Eukaryota; Metazoa; Chordata; Actinopteri; Cyprinodontiformes; Poeciliidae.
CUAUCGCGCUUCAACCCCGGAUGGAUGACUUCACCGCUCUGCCUGGGUUUCCUUUAUGAUCCCGGGAUCUCCCACAUCCCUCGCCAGACAUCAGCCAGCAGCACAACUGAACGCAGCUCUCUCUCUCUGACACCCUCUCUCUCCCUCCUCUUUCUCUCUCUCUCUUUUUCUCUCUCUCCCCUUAACGCACAAACACCUACUCUGGCUGCAGCUGCACCGCAUACAGAGACCGCAACGCACCGGGUUCCACUCUCAGAGAAAAACCCUCCUGCAGGAGACAAGCGGCUGCAACUUGCGCGAAGAGGGAUCUAAAUUUCCCCGAGGAAGGAAGUCUGCUUUGUGUUGCUCCUUUCCGCCCCCCCCUCUUUUCUAAGCGGGUUAGCUCUUCUAUACGUGCCACAAUGUCCGAGGUGCUGCCAUACAACGAGGGCAAAAUGAGCGGCUACGGAGCGGACAGCGAGGUCAGCCAGAUGUCCUUUAGCUGCGGACUGCAGGACACAAACGCCUUCUUCGCUGCGUCGCAGGCGAAAAGACCCCCAAAGCUGGGACAGAUCGGCAGAGCCAAGCACGUGGUCAUCGAGGACGACCGAAUAGACGAGGUCCUGAAGGGGAUGACGGACAAGUCCUCACCUGGCGUUUAAAGCGUCUCCGAUGGCCUUGCAGACUUUUUUAAUUUCCGAUCACCCGAUUUGAAGCACUUGUCGGCUGUGCAUGUUCGAGGAUUGCAGGAGAGUGAGUAAGAAGAAGAAGAAGAAGAAGUAAACACGGGCAGCUCUGAACGACGAUGGGGAUUCUGAAAGAAGGAGAAAAAAGAAGGGGAAAGGACAAAGCUUUGAGAGGAGGGAAAGAAAAAGGAAGAGGUGAAGAAAGACUGGUGGACUCUAAGAGGAGGGGGAGAAAAAAAAAAUAAAGACCAAGAUUUAUUGUGGGAUUGCUGGCAAUUCUCCAAAAAGAAUCCCGAUUUUAACUACCGAUGCGCAGCAGGAUGUUGAGAUGGCUGCUGCGCAUCUCAACCUCUGCUGACUUAAAAUAAUGGAUGAACUUGUCGUUUUCCUUCACGAUCAUCUCUUUCUGUUUUCUUUUUUCUAGAAAUAUAUAUAUAUAUAAAUAUAUAAAAGCGCUGUAAACAACAAAACACUGCAACUAUAGAGGGCGAAGCUAAAUCCCAGCCCUAUUUCAAUAAGUUGUACAGUAGGUGAAGCUAUAAGCUCUUAAAACGCCCCGCCUCCCCCUUCCUUCCUCAGCCCUCUAGGCUUUGCUUUGUUGAUCCAGUCAGCCACGGCGCAUUUUAAGGGAGCUGUCCUUUCAGCACUGAUCCAAUGCAUCCCCUGUUGCUGCUAAUGCUUUCACAAGAAGAAGAAGAAAACGAACAGAUGAACCAAACUUUAUUAAAGGAGACUCAUUAUAUGUAUAAAGACAUAUUAUCCGAGGAUGGUGCAAUGUUGAUAUCUUCUGUAGUUCACCCUCUUCCCCAUCCCCCCCCCCUUCUUUCCCUGUUUGUUUCAGCGUAUAAACAGCAGAGAAACAGACCACAGUGUUCAUCUUGCAUUAUCCCCUUUGGUGGUGAAUGGUGCAGGAUGGCACCUCCAUGUAGCUGAUUUAAACCUGCACAUAUCUCAAUUUUUUUUUCUUCCGUUUCUCAUCUUCUUUGUUUGUUUUGCAACUCUUCAGAUAUCCACAGAGGCCUCCGCGGAUGUGGAAAUUCCAGGAAAUAGUUUAAAUAUUGGUUAUGUAACUGAUGGGGAGUUAUACAGUUUUGAAAAUUUAUGUUUGCAAUUCUCUGUAGAGUUAGAAAUCUCUCCCUCCCUCCAGCCUCCAUCUAUUUUGCAUGAACUGUCCCAUUCUGGUGCCAACGCAGGUACCGCCACUCGUAACCCUGGCACGCUUCUUUUUAACAACAACGACGACGACAGAAAAGUCAUAUUUGUAUUUUUAUAUCUAAAUAUUUGUUAUUUGAAUUAUAUGCUAGUCUCUCGUCUUACGGUUCAUCAACAACAAUAUUUGUACUUCAGAGAGGGUUUGAUUAAUGUGACUGGGCCUCACACUGGCUAAUCUCAGAGUUUAGUGGACCGGUCUCGUUCUAUAUCAAAGGUCAGGCAUUUUUUUAAAGACUUACUGAAUGUGUCUGGGUUUUUUGCACACAUCAAUGUUAAACUAUUAUUAAGAAAUCGUAUACUGUGAGUUCAGCUUCGUUGAUGAAUUUGUUAGAAAAAUAUGGCAGUUUUAGAGUAUAUUGCACUGUUUACGAUUAUCCUCAAAUAACGCGUUGUUAUUUGAUCAAUUUUGAACAUGACAAGUUAUUUUUGUUUGUUUGGUUUGACUUAUUUAUUUUUAUUUUGUACCAUACUUUUCAACAAAUGGUUGGUUGUGCAUGAAACCUUAAUAUUUUCAAAUAUUAAAAAAAAAACAACAACAUUGUUUUAUGAAGCAAAAAAGCAACAAAAAUGUCAUGACAUUCUAAGAAUGAGUCAUUGUAUAUUAUGAUGCCAUUUUCACUGUAUUUGGUGAAUUAAUAAAUGGUGACAGAAAAUGUUAA